This is a messenger RNA of Leptosia nina, 1284 nucleotides long. NCBI's taxonomy places the organism in Eukaryota, Metazoa, Arthropoda, Insecta, Lepidoptera, Pieridae. The record is from the annotation of a GenBank genome assembly.
AUGAAGGGGUGGUUUGACGCUUUCCGCGAGGAAGGUGGGCCGACCCUAUACGCUUACCACAACCGCACGGCGGUUGCAGCAGACGUUCCAGCAUUGGCGCUGGUCCUUGCUGCUGUGACACUCUACCUCGCGUUUCUUGCUAUAUUCCCCGGCGUCAGGAAGGAGAGAUUUUCCACAUUCGUCAUAGUCACAUUGAGUUUGUUCGUCGGUACUGUCAUUUUGGUCUGUAAACACGGUUCGUCAUGGCAUGUAGCGGGAGCUCGAAUCGCGCGCGCAGCAUACCGCGCCUUCUCUGCGGAACGCCUCGACUGCUGGCUGGCAAUCCACGUCGGUCUUGGACAUGUCAAUGUUACUCUCACAGCGCUCUCGUGGGGCAAUAUAACAACAGGUGACCCAGGCGUGGAUUAUAACGAGCAAUUCCAAUGGGAAGAAGCUGGUGCUAUUCAGGAGUGGUAUCGAGCUGGUCUCUUGCGUGGUCUACCGUACCCUCUGCUGUCAGUAGCUGAGCAUUUUGCAGUGGAGCACGAAGGCUUUGAAUGGGGGGCGAAGUACCGCGCAGCUGGAUACACUACGACAACUCUCCUCUGGACGGCAUUCGCGUUAUGGCUCGUUAUGAAUCUUCUCCUUGUGGUGGUACCGAGGUAUGGUGCGUACGCGAUGACCGUUUUAGGCGUGACCUUAUGCGCGGCAGCUGGAGGUUACUGGGCCUCUUUACCUAUGGAUCCUCUCGUAGUCAGAUUAGAUGGUGCAAUGCUAUUCUUCUCGAUGGGGUGGUGUUUCUGGCUAGUCCUUAUCGCAGGAUGCAUUUGUUUAGUUGUAGGAUUAUUAAUAGCCGCUCUAGAUCUAGUGUGGCCGCACAAAUUCUCUACAGUAUUGGAAGUGGACUAUGACACGCCGUAUGACCGACACGUGCUUAUUGUAGAUAGCCGGCAGAGGGCCAGACCUCAGGCUCAAACGUCAUUACCUUCUAGGAUAUUGAGACGGCUGUCUUCAAAAACUCGAGAUACGGAGCGUCAAGUAUCCAUGUCAAUAGUUAAUGAGAACCGGGAACGUGGCAGAGACAAUCCCGCCUUCCAGCAUGAGCUACGAAAACCUAACUCACCCUGGAGGUAUCCGUUAUUUAGGCGGCAAAUUGACCGAGUCGACUCUGCGUCAAGUAUAGGAUCUAGUAUAAACGGCAAUAGUUCCGGCAUCAAAAUGUCACCAUUAGCAACGAAAACGUCUGCACCUCACAGAUAUCGUCCGCAAAUACCAGCAACGGAACGCGUGAAAGAUAUGUGGUAG